AUGGCGACGUGGUUGCACGAGGAUGCCCAGCACUUGCCUGCGAACUACCCGGAACACCUCCCACUACCCAGAACACCUCCCCCAUGCCACCGUUCUUCGAGAUACUUGUCGUUUCGGAAGGUCGUUUUGCUCACGAAGAACAGCGCGCCGGGCCGCGACGGCACCCCGUUCAAGGCUUGGCGUAAGGUCGCGGACCUCGCGGCGGACGUCUUCGAGGCGGUCUAUCCGGAGAUGGUGGCCCCCGCUGGCCUGGACCGGAUGAGGGCGGAAUGGGCGUCCUUCAAUGGGAGCUUCAUGGUGUUUCUGCCCAAGAAGGCGUCGUACACGCUCCAGGGUGGCACCGAGGUGUUGUCUCCGAGCAGCCUGCGCCCCCUCAGCAUCACCAACACCGAUAACCGCAUCUUUGGCAGCGCCGUGCGCUUGCACAUCGAGCCCAUCCGUGGGUUCCUGAGCGGCCGCUCCAUCAUCGCCAAUGUUAUGGACGUCGAAGAGGCCAUGCUGGACUACGCCGCAUCUCAGGACAGGCCGAUGGCAGUGUCCCUGGACUUCGCGGCGGCCCUCCUCAGCAUGAGCCAGGAGCGUUCAUCCAGCGCGGUCGCGCAGGCCUGGGAGGACGCUGUCCACAAGAUGCACGAGAGGGCGAGGGUGCGGAAAAGGAUCGGAGGCGGCAUGUUCGUCACGCUGACAGCGCUGCGCAUGUACAUAUUCCCGUUGGUGGGUUUCCUCUUUCAACUGGGGGAGUUGCCGCCGACCUGCAAGCAGGAGGAACUGCGGCUGGUUGACGCACUCUUCCCUGGCGCUCGAGGUUGGACGCCCCCUGCGCUGCCGCAGAAUUUGAGCGGCUUCGGUUUCUCCGCGGACAUGCCGAACAUGGAGGCCGCGGCUCUCGGCGCCAACUUGUCGGGUCCACUGGUGGGAAGAUGCUGGUUUGGGGGGUUUCGACUUCGCCAUCGUUUGCAUUGCGUGUCCACGAAGCAGGCCCAUUUGCAACUCCCGGAUCGGGCCGUGGCGCGGCACCCCUGGCUGUCCGGCAAUUUCUUCGUGAACGUGCAGAUGGCGCAGCAGCUGCUGACCGGCAUAGCCGGCGCCGCGCGCUCGACGGUGGCAGAGGACGUGAAGCCAACUCUUGAGGAGAUUUGCCGUUUUUUGCUGUUCAUCGUCAUUUGUGACGUCGGCUGGAUCGGUGGUGUCUUCCCGUUUUUCUUGGCCGUCGUGUCCAGCGGCUUGAACGUCUUCCGGCGUCUUGGACCCGUAGUGCCUCCACGCGUGUGGGCAGCUGUUCUCAAGGCAGCACUGGGCAGUUGGACAUGUAUUGCCCCCAGUAUCCGUGCGGCGCAAUGCUGCUUUGGCUGCCAGGCGGGCCAGGACUCCAUGCAACAUUGCGCCAGCUGCCCGGUGAUAGCGCGGCUGGCGGGGAGCCGACUCCGAGUGGCCCUGGCCCCCGCCGGAGACCAGCUUCAGGAUUUCCUUCUUAUGACUAGUCUGUAUGAUACUUCGCGGAUGGCGCUUCAUCCCCUGCGUCAGUAUGCGACAUUCAUGGCUACGAAUGCCGCCUGGCAUGGGCGAGCGACAGUCGCUAGCGAUGUGUGGGUUCAAGCCAUGACAGACGCGGCGGGCAAGGACGCGCCGCUCCGGCGUAUUGUCGCCGCCCUCUGGCCCGGCGCAUGGCGCCUCGCGCUCGCCGCCGCGCUGGCUGCCGCCGCGGCCCCGCCGCCGGCGGCGCCCGCCGGGCCCGCGGCGCCGGCCGCCGCGCCCGAAGACGGCUUCAAGCUCAUCGGUUACUUUGACGCCGACACGCAGGGCGAGAUGCCCGUGGAGGUGAUCCCUUGCCGAAACCUGACGCACCUCGUCGUCAGAAACGCGGUGAAGGUCGACAGGACGACCGGGCAGCUCCACUAUCGGCCGGCCUCCUCGACAACCGACCUCGCCGGGCUGCCGCUCAUCCAGCGCCUCGCGGCUCUGCCGCUGCGCCUGGUGGUCAGCUUGCGCGGCCUCGGCGACGACGUCGCGCUCGACGAGCUGUCGGAGAACGACACGGCCAGGGAGAACUUCGCGCUCCAGGCCGCGGACCACCUGCUGCGUUGGGGCGCCCAGGGCCUCGAGGUGGAGUGGCACUCAGAGGACCCCGGGGGCGGCAAGCCGGCGUCCGCGCCCUUCGACCCGAUGGAGCAGUACCACCUCGCCCUCUUGUGCCGGGACCUCUCCGCCGUGCUCAAGUCAGGGCUCGCCCGCGGGGGCGGCUGGACCCUCACGUGGCCGUGGCACAGGGGCGCCAGGAGUUCCCCGACGGGGCCACGGCCGGGCGCCUGGCGGACUGGCUGGCCGUGCGCGCGCACGGUGCGGGCGGCCUCGGCGGGCGCGGCGCCGACGCGGCGCUCGACGAGUGGGCCUCGCGGGGCGUGCCGCGCCGCCAGCUGGUGCUCAGCACGCCGCUGCUCGGCGGCGCCCCCGCGGCCGCGCCCGACGGCCCGCCGGCGGGCGCAGGCAGCGCGCGAGCGGCCGAGCGCGCGCCGGACUUCGGCGCCGUGCGGGAGAGGGCGGCGAGCCUGCUGGAGGGCGGCUUCGGCGGCCUGGCGCUCCAAGACCUGCGGCCGGCCCUCCGCGCGCCGGGGGGCGGCCCAGGGGCGGCGCGCGCGAGCUUCCGGGGUUCGCAGGGCCCCGCGCGCACGCAGGGCGUCAGCCUGGUGCAGACGGGCCUCCGGAGCUCCCGGACGAGCGUCACCGAGCGGGCCCGCGCUGGCGCGGCGGCGGACCGCGAGCUGUAGCCCGGGCGCGGGAGAGGGCUGGGCCGCCCGUCCCUGGAAG
Molecule: messenger RNA, 2805 nt
Organism: Prorocentrum cordatum
Lineage: Eukaryota; Dinophyceae; Prorocentrales; Prorocentraceae
Source: the annotation of a GenBank genome assembly